UAAGGCUCUAACUGGAGAAGGAAGGAAGAAAAACAUAUCAAGAAAGCCAAAAAAUAAAAGAGUCGAUGACUCUCCACAGCACGCCACUGUCAAGUUUUUCAAACACUUCCACACUAUAAAACCUAUGCUAUAAGCAAACAAAUCCCACACAACACUAUCUCAUGUUCAUCUAAAAUCACUCAACACACACACACAUAAGGAGAGAGAUAAACAACGUGAUGGAAACGACGGCAGAAGAAAAUGGCCUAAAGAAAGGGCCAUGGACACCUGAAGAAGACCAGAAGCUCGUUGACUGCAUUCAGAAAUACGGCCAUGGCAGCUGGAAAGAGCUUCCAAAGCUUGCUGGGCUCAACAGGUGCGGCAAGAGUUGCCGCCUGCGUUGGACAAAUUAUCUACGCCCUGACAUCAAGAGAGGAGCCUUUACUGACGAGGAAGAAAGGGUCAUUAUCGAUCUUCAUGCAGAGCUAGGCAACAAGUGGUCGGCUAUAGCUAGUUACCUGCCAGGGAGAACCGAUAACGAGAUCAAGAACUUCUGGAAUACUCGCCUCAAGAAAAAGCUGCUACGAAAUGGGAUAGACCCCGACACCCAUAUGCCAAGGACUCAUCUUGAUACCUUGUUACCUGUAUUACCUCAGCUUCUCAGCUGUAAUAGUUCAAGAACUCAUACCUGGGAAAGUGUUGUGAGAUCUCAAGAGAAUGCUGCUCGUCUCGCAAAAAUUUUACUGGUAGGUAACAUUUUACAGUUGUUGAACUCUGGUACUACAGUUUCGCCUCAUAUCCCAAUGGAAACUAUUAGUCCUAGCCUGGGAUCUGCUCGAGUCAUGAGCAGAACACCAUGGGAUUCCCUUAUGAUGGGAUUGCAGUCGGAAAGAUUCACUCCAAAAGCCGAGUCUGACACUCUGACAUGCCAACAGAGCUUCAAAGAUGCACUUCAACCUGUCUUCCAGAACACAACGGAAACCGACAAUAUGAUGGAUAUAAAUAGCAACAAAUUUGGGGAAUCAUCUAACAUGUACACAGAUUUUGACAUACCCGAUCUCGUCUCAGCAUCUCCUGUGUGUUUAAGUAAAGAUCAAGAACCAAACAAUUUCAUUAGCCCGGAUGAAUUUUCCAACCCUCCAACUACUAAUACAAUGGAAGAUAUUCUUAUGGAUGAUGAAGCAAGCAACUACUACUGGAAACAAGUCCUUGAUCAAGCCAGACUGUCGCCAUGAAUCAUGAUCAAUAUCGUUUCUGGACAGGCUGCUAACAGAUGGUGCCAAGAGCUAUGUUGCAUCUCAAGGAAAAUACCAAACAUUUAGCAAUGAAAAUUACCAGAUUUCAUGUAAUACUAUUUAUUUGUUAUGGUACAGAGCCUGUGAUCAUAUCCGUCAGCAGUGUGAUUCAUGUUAUCCACAAAUUUUUCCCUAAAUUUUCCAUGUAUGAUUGCCAAAUAAGUUCUAUUUCCUUAUUAUGUAACAAUCCAUUUUGAACACAGAGUAAAGAGAAGACAUUCAGACUGGCUUGUGCAAUAUUCAGUCUCUUCCUGAAUUUAUUUUUUCUUCUGCCUGGUUUAUUCUGAUUGCUGGGCUCACCGUAGCACUCUCCCCCCCCCCCCCCAAAGACUGACACAUCUAAUCAUAUAUUUGUUCUUUUCACUUGGUUUUCGCAAACAAGGGGGUGUGAAAAAUAACACGAAGAAGUCAUACUAUUAGGUAAACGAAACCGUUCAUAUGAAAGAGUAGAACUAAAAUGUCAAACCACCUUAUGUGGAGUGUCACAAUCCAGGCAUUGAUCUUACAUGAGUUUUGGUCUAGGUAAAAUAUGCCUGUGAAUAAUAAUUUUCCAGUAUUGGCCAAUAGUAUUAGGUUAAGUGAGCUUUUAAAGUUUAAACUGAUAAAAAAGUCAAUAUCAAAAUAUUAGGUAGGGUAGAAAUCACAUAGAUACAUUAAGAGAAACUUUUAACAGACAUACAAUGUUGAAAUAAAAUGUUAUUUUAAUUUUGCCAGAAAUAGCAUAAGAUCAUAAGGAUAGUCAACAAAAGAAUCCAUAAUUUCAGAAAUCAUGUUUCUUCCGCAGAUAUCUGAAAAUAACAAUAUGUGAGUAUAAGAGUAGGUUCUUACCUGAUACAAAAAGUAAUUGGGUAUAAGACUUCCCAAUGUACAAGUAAGCAAAAAACCUUCUGUAACAAGCGAUGAUCUCAUAAACAAACUAACCCACCAACCUUUACCAAUAUUUUGAUAAAUUGAACCUAAGUUUUUGCCUCCAUCUCGUCAGCCUUUAGAGCAUAUAAGAAUAGUAUAAAUGAUACUUGCACUCAGUAAUCACCAAGAAAGUAAAUUAAAAAUACAGGAAUAUAAUUCAAUUUCUUGAUAGCCAAUCUACACAUGCCAAACUUCAUCAACCCCAUGCAUACCAGACUUAGCCUAGAACCAGUGUGGUAUCUAUUAGUACAAGACAAGGAAACACCAUACCAUAGCAAGGUUUGGCAUAAAAAAAGAAGCAUUAGUUUAAAAUCAGAAAUGAAUAGCUUUACCAUCAUCAAUGUUAUAUAAAACUACGAUUGAUCUAAAGAAGAUCUCUACUUAGAGGUGAGACAUUGGCGUAGCUAUCUAUCAGGGGCUUUUUUUCCUCGGUAUCUAUGUAAUUGCAGACAUGGAAAUGCUUUUCGCCAUGUACAAAAUAGAAAAAUAUGAUACAGUAAACCAAUUUUCAAGUGAUCUGCGUAUUCAUAGUAGAUAGUUUCAAAAAUUUCCUGCAAAAACCAACAUUCCUCUUACAGGUCAAACAGCUUUAGAGGUUGUAGCAACCCGAGCUGGAUGGUGCUAAGCUUUGCUGUGAUUACUAGAUUCGUCUAUGUAACCUUAGAAGACACAGUAUCAUGACUAACCAGAAACUAAAUGCCUUUGUAAAUUAUAACAGGGGUCCAAAUGUUUAGCUUAGAAGUUUCAAUUGCUUAGUUAACUUGUCUUGCAACUCAUGUUCCCUCUAACAUUGCUAUUAUUUUUGACAAACUGGAACCUGUCUCUGGAAUAUGACUGGUAAAAGCAUUCAUCCCAGAUUAAGAACAACUCUAGAAAUAAAAUCAG
Molecule: messenger RNA, 3068 nt
Organism: Salvia splendens (bonfire salvia)
Lineage: Eukaryota; Viridiplantae; Streptophyta; Magnoliopsida; Lamiales; Lamiaceae
Product: transcription factor MYB41
Exons: 3
Coding region: 219-1214 (331 amino acids)
Source: RefSeq, a predicted model, not a curated record